AUGUCGACCUACAAGCGGGCCACGCUGGACGAGGAGGACCUGGUGGACUCGCUCUCCGAGGGCGACGCGUACCCCAACGGCCUGCAGGUGAACUUCCGCAGCCCCCGGAGCGGCCAGAGGUGCUGGGCAGCACGGACCCAGGUGGAGAAGCGGCUGGUGGUGCUGGUGGUACUUCUGGUGGCAGGACUGGUGGCCUGCCUGGCAGCUCUGGGCAUCCAGAUCCAGACAAGAGCACCCCCCGUGUGCCUGAGCGAGGCCUGCGUCUCCGUGACCAGCUCCAUCUUGAACUCCAUGGACCCCACGGUGGACCCCUGCCAGGACUUCUUCAGCUACGCCUGUGGGGGCUGGAUCAAGGCCAACCCCGUGCCUGAUGGCCACUCGCGCUGGGGGACCUUCAGCAACCUCUGGGAACACAAUCAAGCCAUCAUCAAGUACCUGCUGGAAAAUUCCACAGCCAGCUCGAGUGAGGCAGAGAGGAAGGCCCAAGUAUACUACCGCGCAUGUAUGAAUGAAACCAGGAUCGAGGAGCUCAGGGCCAAGCCCCUGAUGGAGCUGAUUGAGAAGCUCGGAGGCUGGAAUAUCACAAGUCCCUGGGCCAAGGACAACUUCCAGGACACCCUGCAGGUGGUCACUGCCCACUACCGAACCUCACCCUUCUUCUCCGUCUAUGUCAGUGCAGACUCUAAGAACUCCAAUAGCAAUGUGAUCCAGGUGGACCAGUCUGGCCUGGGCCUGCCCUCCAGAGAUUACUACCUGAACAAGACUGAAAACGAGAAGGUGCUGACCGGAUACCUGAACUAUAUGGUCCAGCUGGGGAAGCUGCUGGGCGGGGGGGAUGAGGACACCAUCCGGCCCCAGAUGCAGCAGAUCCUGGACUUUGAGACGGCACUGGCCAAUAUCACCAUCCCCCAGGAGAAGCGUCGGGACGAGGAGCUCAUUUACCACAAAGUGACGGCCGCCGAGCUGCAGACCUUGGCACCGGCCAUCAACUGGAUGCCCUUCCUCAACGCCAUCUUCCACCCCGUGGAGAUCAACGCAUCGGAGCCCAUCGUGGUCUAUGACAAGGACUACCUGGAGCAGGUCUCUGCCCUCAUCAAUGCCACAGUCAGAUGCCUGCUGAACAACUACAUGAUCUGGAACCUGGUGCGGAAAACGAGCUCCUUCCUCGACCAGCGCUUUCAGGACGCCGACGAGAAAUUCAUGGAAAUCAUGUACGGGACCAAGAAGACCUGCCUUCCUCGCUGGAAGUUUUGCGUGAGUGACACGGAAAACAACCUGGGCUUUGCCCUGGGCCCCAUGUUUGUCAAAGCGACCUUCGCCGAGGACAGCAAGAACAUAGCCAGCGAGAUAAUCCUGGAGAUCAAGAAGGCCUUUGAGGAGAGCCUGAGCACGCUGAAGUGGAUGGACGAGGACACCCGCAAGUCAGCCAAGGAGAAGGUGAGGCCGCCCGGGAGCUCGGGCACCCAGGCUUCCUGCACCGGGCCAGAGCAGCAGAGAGAGCAGGUUCCCUCCGGGCGUGCUCCCAUCCUGUGUCUCUGCUUCUUUCUUCAGUACACGGCAGUUCCAGACCUCUACUUCGAGAACGCCAUGCGAUUUUUCAACUUCUCAUGGAGGGUCACCGCUGACCAGCUCAGGAAAGCCCCCAACAGAGACCAGUGGAGCAUGACCCCGCCCAUGGUGAACGCGUACUACUCGCCCACCAAGAACGAGAUCGUGUUUCCCGCUGGGAUCCUGCAGGCGCCCUUCUACACCCGCUCCUCGCCCAAGGCCUUAAACUUUGGUGGCAUUGGUGUCGUCGUGGGCCAUGAGCUGACUCACGCUUUUGAUGAUCAAGGGCGGGAGUAUGACAAGGACGGGAACCUCCGGCCCUGGUGGAAGAACUCCUCGGUGGAGGCCUUCAAGCAGCAGACGGAGUGCAUGGUGGAGCAGUACAGCAGCUACAGCGUGAACGGGGAGCCCGUGAACGGCCGCCACACCCUCGGGGAGAACAUCGCGGACAACGGGGGCCUCAAGGCGGCCUAUCGGGCUUACCAGAACUGGGUAAAGAAGAAUGGGGAGGAGCAGACCCUGCCCACGCUGGGUCUCACCAAUGACCAGCUCUUCUUCCUGGGGUUUGCACAGGUCUGGUGCUCUGUCCGCACACCCGAGAGCUCCCACGAAGGCCUCAUCACCGACCCCCACAGCCCCUCCCGCUUCAGGGUCAUCGGCUCCCUCUCCAAUUCCAAAGAGUUCUCAGAACACUUCCACUGCCCCCUUGGGUCGCCCAUGAACCCUCGUCACAAAUGUGAAGUCUGGUAAAGGGCAGAGCACAGAGAGCCAAGACGGAGGAGAGGAAGGGGCU
Ictidomys tridecemlineatus (thirteen-lined ground squirrel) is the source of this 2341-nucleotide messenger RNA. NCBI's taxonomy places the organism in Eukaryota, Metazoa, Chordata, Mammalia, Rodentia, Sciuridae. The record is from RefSeq and is a predicted model, not a curated record.